CCACUCCCACAGGACUCCGCGCUGCGGCUUCCUACCAGUCUCUUCUCGGAACGAUCCUUCUAUGAUUAUGAAGCCGUUUGCUCCCUCGACAGCAGUAAUUUCUAGUCAUUAACGCUGCCGUUUUCCGUUGGACUCUUGGGAUAUCUUCUCCGCAUCAUUCUCGGCCCGCACCCGGCAGCGCCACCCGGGCCUUUGGCCUAAACAGGCACGAACAAAACAUGGACGACACGUCGAGCGGCCCUCUAGAGGCAAACGCGACGAAGGCGGUCAAGGACAAGAGCUGUCCGUACUGCCACCAGGCCUUUACUUCUUCGUCAUUGGGCCGCCAUCUCGACCUCUACAUCCGGGAGAAGAACCCAAAGGCUCCAGAUGGGGUGCAUGAUGUAGAUGCCAUACGAAAACUGAGGCAAAACAUUACCCGUCGGCAACCCAAGGGUGCUGUGGCUCGACGAGCCACGUCAGCUUCGGUGGGGACUCCGACCACAGCGUCGAGAAGAAGUCCCGCUUCCGGGGAUGCCGACUCAUCCGCCGCAAGGUCUCCGCUAUCCCAGAAAGACAGCUCAAAGGCUGGGACCGCCGCAGAAAGCAAAUACCCGUUCAAGCCGCGCUGGGAAACUACGGGGGUAAUUAAUGACCUUGCCGUUCGGGGAGUUGGAGCCGGAGCAACCGGGGACGCCGGAGGGGACGGGACCGGCAGGGGAGCGAGGCCAGGGCCCUCCCAGCGCUCCGUUUGCAGACAGACGCUCAAGCAGCAUCUCGACAUGAGACAACAGAUCCAGGACGCUGAAGACAAGUCGAGGGCUUCAGAGUUAGCAUUGAGGGAGCUAGUCAGUUCAUUGCGAGCCGCCAAGUAUCAAAUCGAUAUUGACUCGACGCCCUUCGACUUUGAUCCAUUUUCGCUGGACUUUCCGGCUCUGACACUGCAAUGUCUCGAGCCCCCACCGACCCUCUUUGCCUCAACGCAGCACCCAACGCCCACGUCAUGGUCAAUCUCACCGCCGGGGCAGACUCAACUUGAAGCGCUCCACGCUCACUUCCAGGAAGAGUUUAGGCGGUGGAAGGUUACCUGCGCAGCAGCCACAACCGCCUUCAGUGAAGAGUUGACCUGCCCCCCAUCCUCAGAACACGUGAGAACAGACUCCAAGGCCGAAGUGCUCAAGGCGGAGAAGGCAGCUGUGCAGAUGGAAAAGCAUGUCUAUGACCAUCUGGGAGCCACCUACUCGAUCUGGAACGGUCUCGCACAAGAGCAGCGUGAGCAGCUUUGGAGAUUGGAAUUGGCGCGGGGCGUCGGCAGAAAACGAAAAGAGGUGGACAAGCUAAAGGAAGGGCAACACCUACUCCGACAAGAGAAUGCGAACCUCAAAAUCCAGAUCGAGCAACUGGCCCGUCUGCAACAGCCGCGCGAAUUCAACAUCGCGCCUCCAUCGACCGUCUACGUCGGCGAGAAGCUGAUGACGCACAUGGUGGAGGGAGGGGUGGCGGACGGAAAGAACUUCGUCGGCUUGAACCUUGCCGAUCGGCAUUCAGACCUGAGCACUGUCGUCUCGUCGGUCAUCGACCGGUGGAGAAAGGUGAUUGUGUCAACUCGCUCGGCGAGUGGCGGCCUCCAAGCACAGCGGUCCCUCAAUGUAGGGAGCGCUGCCCCGAGCCCGCGAGGCUCGAUCGGGGAUGUGUCGCCGACAAAUCAGCAGCAAGGGCUACGUCUGCCCCAGCAGUCCUUCGGAGGUCGCCGAAACCGGCCCCAGCCACGCCAACUCUCCAUAGCUAGCUAUGGGGGGACGAGCUAUCCCGCCUCGAUCGCCUCGCCCACUUCAGCCCUCACUCCGCGGAUUCCAACAACACCGGCCAUUCCUAGCACGGCACCUUCCAUAAGUAUUCAUGCCGAUGACGAAGACGAGGACAUGAGCGAUCGGGAUGCUGGGUCGGGCGCCGAAGCAAACGCUGAGGCGGAACAAGAGCCGAACGCAGAUGGAGACGCCGAAGGUGAUACCGACGCAGAUGCCGAUGCCGAUGCUGAUGCCGACGCGGACGCGGACGCUGACAUGGAAGACGAUCCUGGCGGGUAUAUCGAUGCCCAACUCCAACCACUCCAGCAACAGCAGCAGCUGCAGCAGCUGCAGCAACAACAGCAACACCCGGUUGUGCCCGUGCCGUUACCGUCACAGCAUAUGGGGCAACUGGAAGUAGCACGGACACGCCAACAGAUGGGAGGUGGAAGGAGGAGCAAUACCGACGACGGCACGGCAAGCUAUGUAGGUCUCGGUCAGGGACAGGUGCACGUGCGGGGCCGGAUGCCGAGCUGGGCUUGAGAGAUCCGAAGAAAAGCUAAGUGAGAGCGUUGGCACCGGCGUGGAUGUAGACGAGGGAGGUGGCCUCGUCUUGUGGUGGGCUCCAUGGCCAGAAGCACCAAAUUUGGGAGGAUGUGUUGGAUAUCAAUGACUUGUAAUAAUCACUAGACUAUAGACGAAACCCGGAAACGGCCGUGUACAUGUACACGAUGCAUACCGUAGUUACAGAA
Molecule: messenger RNA, 2518 nt
Organism: Chaetomium fimeti
Lineage: Eukaryota; Fungi; Ascomycota; Sordariomycetes; Sordariales; Chaetomiaceae
Exons: 2
Coding region: 219-2309 (696 amino acids)
Source: RefSeq, a predicted model, not a curated record